Messenger RNA from Mytilus trossulus (common blue mussel), 1497 nucleotides. RefSeq names its product tyrosinase-like protein 1. Gene Ontology annotation, molecular function: oxidoreductase activity. Lineage: Eukaryota; Metazoa; Mollusca; Bivalvia; Mytilida; Mytilidae. The transcript has 4 exons. The record is from RefSeq and is a predicted model, not a curated record. The coding region runs from base 36 to 1436 and encodes 466 amino acids.
AUUCAAUCGGUAUCUUCCCUUGAAUAGGUUGCAGGAUGCAUAUCAACAGGACCUUGGUCAGUCCUUCAUUAUUUAUGUUACUGGCGAUUAUCCUCCCAGGCAUUGAGGCAGAGUUUAUACAAUAUAAAAUUAAUUCAACAGAUAACAAAACCGACUGUUUCGAAAGAGGGAUCAAUAUAAUAUGCUUCAAUAAAUUUCUAAAACCAGCUGCUGACACACUUAACGAUACAAGUUCCUCCAAUUUCCUAACGGCUUUAUGGCGAAAAAUUAGCAGUGAGGCGAAUGAAGCUAGUAAAUCCCGACAUAAGAGGCAGGCGACUGGGGUACCAGUCAGACAGGAAGUGAGAGCAGCUCCAUACGAAACCAACUUUUUACGUUAUGCACAAGCUGUACAGAGGUUGAAAAACCAUUUUGGAGUUCGUCCGGAUAUGAAUACAUAUGACAUCAUUGCAACAAUUCACACAGGUGGAAAUCGAGAACAUCGAGGUUCAGCUUUCCUCUCAUGGCACAGAAUUUAUUUGUUGUUAUAUGAAGCUGCACUGCAGGCUGUUUUUGGACCAGGUGUGACUACUCCAUAUUGGGACUCUUCAUUAGAUCAGGCCAUGGGAAAUAGACAGGCAAGAACAGUUUUAUUUUCAAACAGAUAUUUUGGGACACCAUUUGGUCGAGUUACAGAAGGCUUUUUUGCAAACUUACCUGGGCGAAGAAUAAGGCGUGCAAUUAAUAGUCCGGGAGGUUUGAUUUCUAAAAACGCAAUUGCGGCUGUGCUAUCAAGAACAAGUCAUAGUCAGAUUGUACGACAAGAUCAAAGUAGAUAUUGCUGGGAAUGUUAUCACGCUAGUGUACAUGUCUGGGUAGGCGGAGACAUGGAAGCGGGGGUUAGUGCUGCAUUUGAUCCAAUAUUCUGGUGCCAUCAUGCAUUUGUUGACUAUGUCUGGGAGUUGUUUAGAAGACGUAUUCCAAAUGCUCCUGCAGAUUAUCCAUUAGGUUUUCCGUUGCAUCCACCAGAUGAUCAAAUGCGAUUUAGCAAUUACAGAUACCAACCAAACCCUCCGAUAACAAAUAGAGAAGGCUACAGUAACAUAUAUGCCCGUCUGCGACGAUAUGCACCUGCCCCGUCGUGUCAAAAUCAGUGUUCGAAUAGUCCAGACUUAUUCUGUGACCAAAAUAGAGAUAUAUGUAUUUCUACAGAGGCAACGUCUGAAGUAUCAGGUGCACCAAGUGCAGGUGGCAAUGUUGCUUUCUUUGCUUCAGAUGCAGCUGUUGCUCCGAUUGAUAUUGCGUCUGGAAUGGCAGAUGUGACAACAACAGUGACAGCGUUACAAGAUAUCAGGAAUGAAAUAUUACAAGAUAUUCCGGCUGGCUCUCCUCUUAAUUUGUUUACGGCAAUUCAAAUCGAUCCGAACACUCGUCCUGUAUCUGUUUUUAGUGCAUAAUAUAAUUGCUGUAAAAGUACAUUAAACAGCAUGUGAAAUAUCCGCACAUGCUUGUAUCCAA